CCACCCUCUAACAUUGGAACUAACUAAAAUAGUGAAUAGAAAAAUGGGCAAAGUGUUGACACUACUUGUGCUCCGAGUACUUAUGAAUCUCUUACUUAUCGGUUGGAUUUCUCUCUGGAUCAUAAAACCCACCACUUUAUGGAUACAAUCUUGGCGUCAAGCAGAAGAUAUCAUCAGACACACUUUCUUCAGCUAUUACGGUCUCAGCUUUGCCGUGUUCUCAUUCCCUCCUAUUGCUCUUUCUAUAAUUGGACUCAUUUACUUGAGUUUACUCCCGCUAUACAAUCGUUCAACAAGAGGAGGGAAGAGUGUAGAUUUUAAUGUCUCAAGACCAGCCAUUAUCAAUAGCUUCAUCGGAAUUGUGUCUUGUUUCGAGAUCAUUGCUCUUCUUCUGUUCCUACUCUUUCUAGCUUGGACCUUCUACGCUCGCGUCUCCAACGACUUCAACAAGCUGACGCCUAUCAAAACCAUGAAUCUUGAACUAUGGCAGCUUAAGUACUUUAGAGUAGCUACAAGGUUCGGUCUAUUAGCCGAAGCCUGUCUCUCUCUGCUUCUUUUCCCUGUCUUGAGAGGACUUUCGAUGUUCCGGUUACUCAACAUUCAGUUUGCAGCUUCUGUAAGAUAUCAUGUAUGGCUUGGGAACGGUUUGAUAUUCUUUUCUUUGGUUCAUGGAGGAAGCACCUUGUUCAUAUGGACUAUUACUCAUCACAUUGAAGAAGAGAUUUGGAAAUGGCAGAGAACAGGCCGGAUAUAUGUAGCUGGAGUGAUCAGUCUUGUAACAGGAUUGCUGAUGUGGGUCACAUCACUUCCUCAAAUUCGAAGGAAGAAAUUUGAAGUUUUUUACUACACACACCAUUUGUAUAUACUCUUUCUUGUAUCUUUCUUGUUUCAUGCUGGUGAUCGUCACUUCUACUGGAUCCUCCCUGGAGUCUUUCUCUUUGGACUCGACAAGACACUUCGGAUUGUUCAAUCACAAUCCGAAAGCUGCGUUCUUUCCGCACGUCUCUUCUCUUGUAAAGCCAUUGAGCUUGUCUUGCCAAAGCACCUAAGGCUUAACUACGUUCCAUCGAGUUUUAUAUUUGUGAACAUCCCGUUGAUCUCACAAUUUCAAUGGCAUCCGUUUAGUAUUACAUCGAGCUCAAGUGUAGACAAACACACAUUGUCUGUUAUGAUGAAAUGUGAAGGAAGAUGGACAGAUUCUGUUUAUAAAAUAGUAGAAGAAGCUGCAAAUUCUGAUAAGAAUAUUAACAACAUGACCAUAAGAGUAGAAGGUCCUUAUGGCCCUGCCUCGGCAUAUUUCCUCAGGUAUGAUACUCUGUUUCUUGUGGCGGGAGGAAUCGGUAUUACGCCAUUUCUAAGUAUUUUGCAGGAAUUGGCGUGCGAAAACCGACUCAAAUCUCCCAAGAGAGUGCAGCUCGUAUUUGCGGUCAGGACAUUCCAAGACAUUAACAUGUUGAUUCCAAUAUCCUCUAUGCUCUUUACCCCAAUCCACAACUUAAGUCUCAAGAUAAAAGUUUUUGUCACCCAAGAGAAAAAGCAUUCGAAUGGACCAACAACAUUACAAGACUUCUUGGCUCAAUCACAAGUUCAGUCUAUUCACCUAGGAACCGAGGAGGACUAUUCAAGAUUCCCAAUUCUUGGCCCUGACAGUUUUAGAUGGCUUGCCACAUUAGUCCUUAUAACCGUUCUCAUGUUUCUCGGGUUGCUUAUUGGUUUAUGCCAUUUCUUUAUACCUUCUGAACACAAGAAUCAUUCACAUUCUAUGAAAUUAGCUGCUUCAGGAGAAAUGAAGACAGCUAAAGAAAAGGUUCCUUCGUGGGUUCCAGAUUUGGUUAUCAUUGUAUCUUACUUUAUAGCUAUAGCAACCGGAGGUUUAGCUGCAACUAUUCUAAAGUGGAGACGACAAAACAGAGAGGCACCAAGAAUGUCUAAAGAAGAAGUAAAACCAGAGGAAAGAAACUUCACCGAGUUAAUACCAAUUGCACAUGUUGAGGAACAUGAAAUACAUAUCGGAGAAAGGCCAGAAUUCCAAGAGAUAUUGUCGGAGUUUGGGAAGAACUUGAGAGGAUGGUCGAGUAUAGGAGUUUUGGCAUGUGGACCAGAGUCCAUGAAAGAGGCUGUGGCAUCGAUGUGUCGCCAAAGAUCUCAGUGUUUUGGAGUAGAGGAUUCAAGAAGAAGCCACAAGAAGAUGAAUCUCAGUUUUCAUUCUCUCAAUUUCAACCUCUAAUAUAAAAGCCUUUUCUAAAGAGGUAUUAGUCAAUAGUAGUAGAUUGUAUCAUUAUUUUCUCAUUCUCGUGUAAUUUGUAACAUUUUGGGUCUCCUAUCUAUACUUUUAUAAUUGCUAUUUGAGAAUUCCCAAAA
Molecule: messenger RNA, 2361 nt
Organism: Eutrema salsugineum
Lineage: Eukaryota; Viridiplantae; Streptophyta; Magnoliopsida; Brassicales; Brassicaceae
Product: ferric reduction oxidase 8, mitochondrial
Exons: 8
Coding region: 44-2227 (727 amino acids)
Cellular component (GO): plasma membrane
Molecular function (GO): oxidoreductase activity
Source: RefSeq, a predicted model, not a curated record